AUGUUUGAUUUUAACAAUACAAAUCCCUUUACAUUUGAAUGCGAAUUUAAUAAAUUGAAUAAUGAUGUUGGAACUCAAGCAAAUAUCCCAUUAUUAAAUAAUAUUUCUAAAAUUUCUAAUACUAAAGACAUUGCUUGUGGUCCAGAUGUAUCUUGUUUAAACAUGAAUUCUUUUUUAGGAUAUCAUUCUAUAACUAACGAGUCACAAUUAAAAGACUUAACCAGUACUACAUUUAAAGUUUUUAACUUGUUACUUUCAUUUAUCUCUGAUUCUUGUUAUAGUGCUGUGAGUAAAGAAAAUAGAUUAAUGAUUUUUCUUAUCAAAAUUAAAUUGGGUAUAUCAUAUUCAGCUAUUGGAGUAUUAUUUAAUAUUAAUCGUACGACUGUGUCAAGAAUAUUUUAUUCUGUUCUAAAUUCUUUAGUUAGCAAAACAAAACAUUUUAUCUUUUGGCCCAACAAAAAAUCAAUUUUAGAUACUUUACCAAGAGCUUUUAAGCAAAAUUAUCCUAACUGCCGCUGUAUUAUUGAUUGUACAGAGAUAAAAACUGAGCAACCAAGUACAGUUGAGCAAAGAGUUAACAUGUAUUCAAGGUAUAAAAAUGCUUACACAGUAAAAACUCUAGUAGCAAUUACUCCUAGUGGUUUAAUUUCAUUUUUAUCAAAAUGUUAUGGGGGUAGAGCAAGCGACACAUUUAUCACCAAUGACUGUGGUUUUUUAUCAAAACUUGAAAAAGGAGAUGAAGUUUUGGCAGAUAAAGGUUUUCCAGGUAUUAAGGUCUCUUGUGAAAAUAAAAACAGUAUUUUAAUAAUGCCUCCUUUUCUUCAUAAUGGGAGAUUUAGUGAAAAUGAAGUAGUUGAAACAUACAAUAUUGCUAGUGUGAGAAUCCACAUUGAAAGGGUUUUUGCCAAAUUAAAAACUUUGGGAAUUUUAAAUAAAAUAACUAUAGAUUUGUUACCCCAAGUUGAUGAUAUUAUGCAUAUAUGUUGUGUGUUAAUUAAUUUACAAAACCCUAUA
Sipha flava (yellow sugarcane aphid) is the source of this 1014-nucleotide messenger RNA. RefSeq lists its product as uncharacterized. The transcript has a single exon. The record is from RefSeq and is a predicted model, not a curated record. The annotation marks the transcript as partial. Lineage: Eukaryota; Metazoa; Arthropoda; Insecta; Hemiptera; Aphididae.